CUCAGAGUAGCGGUCCAGCCUCAUCCACUGAGCCGGGCUGAGCCUCGGAGCAUCUCGUUUGCCCACCCGCCUGCCCGCCGGCCUGAGAUCGCCUCACCGAGGGACGUGUAAUGAUGCUUCUUCUGCUCGUGGCCCUGCUGCUCUUCCUUCGUGGUUGCCCUGGGCUCCCCUUCUACAAUGGCUUUUACUACAGGAACGUCAUGAAUGAUCGGGGCUACGGCAAUGGCAAUGGUCAUGGAGAAGGUCUCUUCAAUGGAGUGAAAUUGGUGGUGGAGACCCCCGAGGAAGCUCUGUUUAGCCACCGGGGGGCCAACGUGACACUGCCUUGCCAUUACCAUUACGAGCCAGGCCUGGGUUCGCCACGGCCCGUCCGGGUGAAGUGGUGGAAGCUGGGGGAGGAAGGGGAGCCAGAGCGGGACGUGCUGGUGGCCAUCGGGCUGCGGCACCGGAGCUUCGGGGAAUUCCGGGGCCGCGUGCACCUGCAGCAGGAGAAUGGGCGGGAUGUGUCCCUGGUGAUCCGCGGCCUGCGGCUGCGGGACUACGGGCGCUACCGCUGCGAGGUCAUUGAUGGCCUGGAGGACGAGAGUGGUGUGGUGGAGCUGGAGCUGCGAGGAGUAGUGUUCCCCUACCAGCCACGCCUCGGCCGCUACCAGUUCAACUUCUACGAAGCCCAGCGGGCCUGCGAGGGCCAGGACGCAGCAGUGGCCUCGUUCGAGCAGCUCUUCAGGGCCUGGGAGGAGGGGUUGAACUGGUGCAAUGCAGGCUGGUUGCUGGACGGGACGGUGCAGUACCCCAUCACCCAGCCGCGGCAGCCCUGCGGAGGGCACGGCACAGCCCCUGGCGUCCGCAGCUAUGGGCAGCGCCACCGGAGCCACCACCGCUAUGACGUCUUCUGCUUCUCGGCCGCGCAGAGAGGCAGAGUGUACUACCUGGAGCACCCAGAGAAGCUGACACUGGCGGAGGCGGAGGAGGCCUGCCUGGAGGACGGAGCCCGCAUCGCUAAGGUGGGCCAGCUGUUUGCCGCCUGGAAGUUCCAGGGCUUGGACCGCUGCGACGCAGGCUGGCUGGCUGAUGGCAGUGCCCGCUACCCUGUGACACACCCACGCCCCAACUGCGGCUCCACGGACCCUGGUGUCCGCAGCUUUGGCUUUCCCGACCCGGAGAGCCACCGGUUCGGAGUCUACUGCUACCAAACCAGCUAGGGUCCCUGAGGGGCCUCCCCUACCCCAACCCCAGGUGGCAGGCAUCCCUCUCCACCUCCCCCACCCCUCAGGACUGGUAUAUUUAUUAACAGUUCCUUACUUCCCUGGGAAGGUGACGGGUUUUUUAAAAAACUUUUUUAAACUUUUAUUAAAAUAGUAUUACGUUUUACAGUUUUUGAAACCCAAAGAGAAACCCUUAGGCUCCACCCUGAGCCUGUCUCUUCCUCAGGUCCCUUCUUACCCAGGAGGGUCUGGGGCUUGGGAAGAUGGGGUCUCCUUUAUGCUCCCAUACUGAAGCCUAGAAGAGCCAUAAUCGAGGAGAAUCCAAGGACUGGCAGUUUCUAUGGUAACAGAGCCCCCCCCCCCCCCCUCCUGUCUGAUCCCUUUCUCACCUCGUCCCCAGGGACCCCACCCUGCCCCCUCGAUCCAGAACUAGGCUGGCUCGGCUUGGGACCCAGUUGGAGGCACCAGAGAGGUGAAGCUUUGGCAGAUCUGGGCAUCUCACCAUACCCAGCCCCCACCUCGGGGACCAGCUAAGAGUCCCCUGUUCUCAGCCUCAUAAGUUCUUUUGUAUUUCAUCUCUCUGACUCCCCUUUCUCUUCCCCUCUGCCCUUUCUUCAGGGAUUUUUUUAUGGUAAUUGUUAAGUGCUUACUAAGUGCCAGGCACUAAACUAAGCACUGAUGUAGAUACAAGCUAAACAAGUAGGAUACCGUCAAAGCCUACCUGGAGCCCUCAGAAUUACUCCUCAUUUUACAGUUGAGGUAACUGAGGCACAGGGAAGUGAAAAGCCUCACCCAACGUCACAGUGCAGACAAGUGGCAGAGAUGAAAUCAGAACUCAGGUCCUUCUGACUUGUCCACUGGCCAGGAACUGCCAGCUGGACCUGUUUUCAAAGGUCAAUAAAUUUGCUGGAAGCUUUUCUACAGAA
Molecule: messenger RNA, 2131 nt
Organism: Tachyglossus aculeatus (Australian echidna)
Lineage: Eukaryota; Metazoa; Chordata; Mammalia; Monotremata; Tachyglossidae
Gene: HAPLN3
Product: hyaluronan and proteoglycan link protein 3
Exons: 5
Coding region: 111-1202 (363 amino acids)
Biological process (GO): cell adhesion
Molecular function (GO): hyaluronic acid binding
Source: RefSeq, a predicted model, not a curated record